This is a messenger RNA of Helianthus annuus (common sunflower), 1366 nucleotides long. RefSeq names its product probable E3 ubiquitin-protein ligase BAH1-like 1. Bases 165 to 1139 code for a protein of 324 amino acids. The transcript is spliced from 6 exons. NCBI's taxonomy places the organism in Eukaryota, Viridiplantae, Streptophyta, Magnoliopsida, Asterales, Asteraceae. The record is from RefSeq and is a predicted model, not a curated record.
CCAGAUGUCUUCGACUACAUACUUUACUUGAUUCAAAUUCGUUGUUUCAGUUGAUCAACACAUUCAAUUUCGAUCAACUCCAGACACUUGGAUUCAUCUCGCUCGGGCUCUAUUUGGUAGAUAAACCGAUUUCUUUAAACACUUACUCGAAUCUAACUAGAGUAAUGAAGACGUUAGCGGAUUAUUUGACGGAAGAUGAAGAAGAUGUAGUAGAUAUGAACACGAGGUGUAACUUUGAUUUCAAAAGGAUUAAAAACGAUUUGAACUUUUGCAGGCUACAUAGACAUGAUGACGAAGAUGAUCGCAAUCAAAUCGUUCCUCAUCAAUACUGUCAUCGAUGUGACUGGAUGUUCGAUGAGUUAACAUUGGCAGCUUCAAAGAUGGCUGAUCAUAUGAGUUUGAGUGUCGAGCAGCUUGUUCGUCUUCAUUUUACUUCGGGCCUGUCAAGAUUGUUAUGGUGUUUGUUUCAGUGUUUCGCCGAUGAUCAGGAACAAUUGCUAAACAAAGGACUAAAGCUAAUCCAGUUUGCGGUUAUGAAUGCGAUUGCGCUUAGGAAAAUUCUCAAGAAAUAUGAUAAAGUGCAUGAGUGUGCCAAUGGCAUGAACUUCAAGUCCAAAUUGCAGGCCAAGCACUUGGAUAUAUUGCAGUCACCAUGGUUGAUUGAAUUAGUAGCUUUUUGUAUCAAUCUUAAUGAUUCAGACAGUAGUUUAACUUCUGAUGAGCUUUUUGGUCCACUCUCUAUUGAUCUCAACUUAACCAGUGAAGGCUCUGUACUCACUUUGGUUCUUCUAGGAUCCGAAAAACUGGAUUGCAGUCUCAUCUGCCCGAUUUGCUUGGAUCUUGUUUUCCAACCAUAUGCUUUGAGCUGUGGGCAUAUAUUUUGCAAGUCUUGUGCUUGCUUAGCAGCUCGCGUUUUGAUCAUUGAAGGGCUCAAGUAUGCGAGCUCGGAUUCCAAGUGUCCAGUUUGCAGAGAGAGUGGAGUGUAUGAUAAACCAGUGUGCAUGUCUGAACUAGGUUUGCUCUUACAACAAAGGUGCAAAGAAGAGUACAAGGAAAGAGCGAUCGAAGAAAGAAAGAUACUAUUGAAGCAGACGAAAGAGUAUUGGGAGAUGCAAACGAGUCACGCGAUGGGAUUAUGACAACUUAUUGCGCGCAAUGACACGGUUUUUGAGACUAGUGAGGUGCAUGUAUCAAUCAUGUGUGCUAACAAGUGGAUUGAAAUGUUACUAGUUGAAGAAAUAUUGGAACAUGUACACACCUGAUCUGUAGGCGUAGAUUGUGAAUUGGGGACGAAUGAUUUAUGGGUCUUGUAUGUGUUAGUAAGACAAAAUACAUGUGGAUAUAAAAAGGUCAAAUGAUUGCAAAA